CAAACCGCAGCUGCCACUCUGAGAGCGUGGGCCAGAGCGGGCGUCCCAGCUGCCACGUGGCUCCUAUUUACCCCUGUCAAGCCCCGGGGACUUAUUUGAAAGGGACGAAAGAAUGAAAACCACCUCUUUGUGCAAGCUAGCUUUAUAGCCGAGGGCCCCAAUGCGGGGUUCAUGGUGAAGAUCAAAGACCAUCGUCAUCGAAGAGAUCUGGGGCAGGCGGAGUCUCAGUCACAGGGCCUGGGCCCUUUCCCAGAGAGGCCACAUGGAGGAGAAGCCCGCCCCCAGGAAAGGCCCAGAGUUCUGCUCCUUGCGCUAUGGGCUGGCCCUCGUCAUGCACUUCUCGAAUUUCACCUUGAUCACCCAGCGCGUGAGCCUCAGCAUCGCCAUCGUCACCAUGGUGAACAGCACCCGGCCGCGCGGCCUGGCCAAUGCCUCUGACGCGCCCCUGGCCGACACCUUCAGCAACCUCAGCUGGCCCACCUGGGAACGCGAGGCCAGGGCCUCUGUGUAUCAGUGGAGCCCAGAGACCCAGGGUCUCAUCUUCAGUGCCAUCAACUACGGGAUCUUACUGACGCUGAUCCCCAGUGGGUACUUAGCGGGGAUAUUUGGAGCAAAACACAUGCUGGGGGCUGGGCUGCUCAUCUCCUCCCUCCUCACUCUCUUCACGCCACUGGCUGCUGACUUCGGAGUGGUCCUGGUCAUCGCGAUCCGCACAGUCCAGGGCAUGGCCCAGGGAAUGGCAUGGACGGGUCAAUUUACAAUUUGGGCAAAAUGGGCUCCCCCACUGGAGCGGAGCAAGCUCACCAGCAUUGCAGGCUCAGGAGCAGCGUUCGGGUCCUUCAUCAUCCUCUGUGUAGGGGGGCUCAUCUCCCAAGCCCUGGGCUGGCCUUUCAUCUUCUACAUCUUCGGGACCUCCGGCUGCGUCUGCUGCCUCCUGUGGUUCCUGCUGGUUUACGACGACCCCGCGCAGCACCCCUGCAUCAGCCUCAGGGAGAAGGAGCACAUCCUGUCGGCACUGGCCCCCCAGGCCGGUUCUAGGCGCUCUGUCCCCAUCAGGGCCAUGGCCCGGUGCCUCCCUCUGUGGGCCAUCUUCACGGGGUUCUUCAGCCACUUCUGGCUGUGCACCAUCAUCGUCACGUACCUGCCCAUGUACCUCAGCACCGUGCUGCGCGUGAGCGUCAGAGACAGCGGAUUCCUGUCCUCCCUGCCGUUCAUCGCAGCCUGGAGCUGCACGAUUCUCGGGGGCCAGCUGGCAGACCUCCUCCUGUCCCGCAGCCUCCUGAGGCUGAUCACUGUGCGGAAACUCUUCUCGGCCCUAGGGCUCCUCCUCCCAUCGCUCUGCGCUGUGGCCCUGCCCUACGUGGCUUCCAGCUCCCUGGCCACCGUUGUCCUGCUGAUACUCAUUCCUGGGACCAGCAACCUGUGCGACUCGGGGUUCAUCAUCAACACCUUAGACGUGGCCCCCAGGUACGCCAGUUUCCUCAUGGGCAUCUCGAGGGGCUUCGGGCUGAUCGCGGGGAUCGUCUCCUCCACGGCGACCGGAUUCCUCAUCAGUCAGGACUCGGAGUCCGGAUGGAGGAACGUCUUUUUCCUGUCCGCUGCGGUCAACCUGUUCGGCCUGGCCUUUUAUCUCACGUUCGGACAAGUGGAAACUCAGGACUGGGCCAAAGAGAAAGCCCUGACCCGCCUCUGAGCACCGGGAGUCGCAAACCGCACUGUCACUGCCCGGGCGCCCGGCCCUCCUCCCGCACCGUGACUCGGCAGCUCUGCGCUGGGGCCGGAGCCCUCGCCACUGCACAGGCCGCCUGGACGGGCCCUGCUGGACGCGGCCAGAAAGUCCACGCCUGCUGCCUUAAACGCAGACAAAACCAUCCACCCUGUUAAAGAUCCAGUUAGGGACUUCCCUUGGGCAGGGCUAGGAGUCCUGCCUGGCUGGGGGCCCUUGGGUGCAGGAAACGUCGCUCUCGACGUGGGUGUCCGUCACGUGGUGUGCUUACUUUGUGAGAGCAUACAUUGGUGACACGCACACUUUCACGCGUGUGGACACUGGUGACGCACACACUUUCACGCGUGUGGAAAGUAAAACCCUUACUCAAAUCCCUCCUCUCUCCCCUCUCAGGAAGGCCUCUCCUUUUGCGUCCGAGCAGGAAGGAGGGCAGUGGGAUGACCCUGCUGUCCGUCUGGGGAUGGAAGCCCGAGUUUCCAAACAGCAGAACACGGGAGCGCAGGCUUCCUGGAGGCAGAGCUCCGAAGCCUGGGUGGCCCGCGGCGGCCAGAGCGGCAGAGGCCAGCAGGCCAGGCUUCCAGUGCGGCUCCGACCAGGCUCCC
This is a messenger RNA of Tupaia belangeri chinensis (Chinese tree shrew), 2328 nucleotides long. RefSeq names its product solute carrier family 17 member 2 (gene SLC17A2). The transcript has 12 exons. Gene Ontology annotation, biological process: monoatomic anion transport; transmembrane transport. Gene Ontology annotation, cellular component: apical plasma membrane. Gene Ontology annotation, molecular function: transmembrane transporter activity. The coding region runs from base 263 to 1693 and encodes 476 amino acids. NCBI's taxonomy places the organism in Eukaryota, Metazoa, Chordata, Mammalia, Scandentia, Tupaiidae. The record is from RefSeq and is a predicted model, not a curated record.